GGGCAACGUCACAUCUGACGUAAUCAACAACACGGAAAUAGCGGCGAGCUGCAUAACAACACUAAUCGCCAAUCAUCGCUGAGAUAUUUAAUACAAACCCCGUUUAUUCUCGACAGUGAAAUUAUUCAAUGCUGUGCUUUAACUUUAUUUACAUCUAUGGAGAGUUAUUCAGUGCACAAGGUCAUCGGUGAAGGGUCUUUCGGUCGGGCUUUGUUAGUGCAGAGUAAAAAGACUCAGGAGAAGUAUGUGCUCAAGGAAAUACAGUUGCCAAAGAAUGCGUCCAAACUGGAGAAGUCAAGAAGGGAAGCUGUGUUGUUGUCCACCAUGAAGCAUGAGAAUAUUGUGGCUUUCCGCGAGGCAUUUGAAGCUGAUGACCUCUUGUGUAUUGUGAUGGAGUACUGCAGCGGCGGAGAUAUCCUCCACAGGAUCCGGCAACAGAAAACCAAGCAGUUCUGCAUUGACAAUAUCUUGAAAUGGUUUGCUCAGAUGUGUGCCGGUGCCAAGCAUAUCCACGACAAGCGCAUUUUGCACUGAGAUCUCAAGUCCAAAAACAUUUUCCUGACGGGUAACGGCACAGUCAAGCUCGGCGACUUUGGUUCGGCGUGUGUUCUGAACUGUCCAAAGGCGUAUGCUCAUACGUAUGUUGGGACGCCGUAUUACGUCGCCCCGGAGAUCUGGGAAAACAAGCCGUACAACAAUAAGAGUGACGUGUGGUCUCUGGGUUGUGUCCUCUAUGAACUGUGCACCUUGCGACAUCCGUUCCAGGCGCCCAGCUGGAAAAGUCUGAUCUUGAAAGUGUGCCGCGGGGCGUACCCCCCGUUGCCCGGGCACCUGCCCCACGAGUUGCGGCUUCUGCUCAAGCAGAUGUUCAAGACGGACCCCCGAGACCGACCGUCCCUGCGGACCAUCCUGACCUCUCACUGCGCCUCCAGACUGUUGCGAGCGCAUCUGUCCUCCCAGGCGAUCGAGGUGGAGGAACGAGGGAGGCGGUGGAAUCCUGAUGAGGGGAAGAAAGUGCUUCAACAUCUGAGGGAGAAGAGCAUCAUGCAAAAAACAACAUUGGAAGAUGCAGAGCUUCACGGCGAAGACGGAGCACCCGUCCCUCGAAGGCGGUGGGCCGAGCCCUCCGAGACGGCGCUGCAGAUGUUGGCCAACGCCAGCCUCCUGUCGAGCGAUGACAUUACGCCGCGCCUUCCCGACGAGGGCCGGCGGCGUAAAAGAUGGCGGCGAGAGCCUCCGGAGAGGCUGCUGAAUCUUCUGCGGAAAGUCGAGCUGAGUCCAAGCUUCAGCACCUUCGUGAUCCACAAAGAAGGCGCCGGUCCUCUGGCGGGUGCCCUCUCUCAGCCCCCGGGCGACGACACAGACGGCCCCGAACAGGAAGUCGGCGCGGACGAUGACGACGAACGCCUGCGGCCGCGCUCCGAUGACGACGACACGGAUUUUGAGGAAGAAUCUCCCUGUGACUGGAUGGGCCAUUUGGAGGAAGUGCUGAAGCUGUGAAGGAAAAUUUGUCCUCUUUUGUCUAUAUUUUUUUCUGUUAUUCAUUCAUUCAUUCAUUCAUUCAU
Hippocampus zosterae (dwarf seahorse) is the source of this 1565-nucleotide messenger RNA. RefSeq names its product NIMA related kinase 3 (gene nek3). The record is from RefSeq and is a predicted model, not a curated record. Gene Ontology annotation, molecular function: protein kinase activity; ATP binding. The transcript is spliced from 12 exons. Gene Ontology annotation, biological process: protein phosphorylation. Lineage: Eukaryota; Metazoa; Chordata; Actinopteri; Syngnathiformes; Syngnathidae.